This is a messenger RNA of Lethenteron reissneri (Far Eastern brook lamprey), 417 nucleotides long. RefSeq names its product neurogenic locus notch homolog protein 1-like. NCBI's taxonomy places the organism in Eukaryota, Metazoa, Chordata, Hyperoartia, Petromyzontiformes, Petromyzontidae. The record is from RefSeq and is a predicted model, not a curated record.
AUGGCUGGACCUUUAUCAUCUGCCGUAGCCACCACGACUACUGAGCCUCCUACCACACCCAGUGUGUGCCAGAACAACCCUUGUGGAAAUUGGGGUACCUGUGUGGAUCAGCCAGACGACUAUCCCUACUACCGGUGCGACUGCAUCCCACCGUGGUAUGGCAGCAACUGCGAAUAUUAUGCCACUGAAACUACCACUGAGCCUCCUACCACUCCCAGUGUGUGCCAGAACAACCCUUGUGGAAAUUGGGGUACCUGUGUGGAUCAGCCAUACGACUACCCCUACUACCGGUGCGACUGCAUGCCACCGUGGUAUGGCAGCAACUGCGAAUCUUACGCCACCACGACUACUGGGCAGCUUCUGCACACAUUCUGUAAAUUAUUGGACUUCAUUAUCAAUGCGUGCAUCAUUGUGUGA